Messenger RNA from Venturia canescens, 2701 nucleotides. It is a transcript of the gene Fpps, whose product is annotated as Farnesyl pyrophosphate synthase. The transcript is spliced from 7 exons. The coding region runs from base 893 to 2026 and encodes 377 amino acids. Gene Ontology annotation, cellular component: cytoplasm. Gene Ontology annotation, molecular function: (2E,6E)-farnesyl diphosphate synthase activity; dimethylallyltranstransferase activity. Lineage: Eukaryota; Metazoa; Arthropoda; Insecta; Hymenoptera; Ichneumonidae. The record is from RefSeq and is a predicted model, not a curated record. Gene Ontology annotation, biological process: trans, trans-farnesyl diphosphate biosynthetic process.
UAUUAAUACUAGUAGCAAUUUCCAAAAAAAUAUGCCGAAAAGUAAGCUCAAUGGUUCUGCUAAAUGGUUGUUAGCCAUCCGAAACAUAACUUUUUGAUGAUUUUUAGGCUGUACUUUAUAAAUCAUUGGAAUUACCUUUUCCGUCACCAAUUUAUGUGAGCCGUCUUUCAAAUGUUAGGAUCUUUGGCAUGGAUAAUCUUAUAUUAAUUUAAUUUUUUAUUGCAUUUCCUGCCAAUCUCGACGUGUGAAAAAUUAUUAAUUACAAAUGUCGAAUGACUAUAGAAUAUUAUGGUUUCAGUUUUAUUUGUGGAGUUGACCUAAUAUACUCGUUUUUCGUUAUAAAUUAUUACAAUGGAAUAUAUAUGAAAUAAUUAAUUACUGGAAUGAGAUUUGAAAAUUUAUAAUUGUACCGACAAAAUAAAUUGAGGAAAUAUUGAAGAAAAGCCUUGAAUUUCAUUGCGUUCGUUCGAUGAAAAUUAUAAUACCAUUUGACGGUGUAAUAAAACUUGCAGAAAUAUUUCUAUUUCUAGUGUUAAAAUUUUUGCAUUUACAUAUCAAGGGUUCUUUAUAAAUAAAAAAUAUGUAAAAUGAGAACAGGAAAAAUUUAUAAGGAGCGAGCGAAUAAGAAACGAUUGACCGUUUUAUGGCUAAAAGAAUGUGCAUCUGCCAAAAGCUAUUUAUUUAUAUUACAAAAUUCAUUAAUGAAAAUAAGGAUUUUGGCAUGCUAUUUUUCUGACUCAGAAAAAAAUGAAGGAAAGUAGAUGGGUAGUAGUAGGUGGGAGUGUAGAUAAAUAAACCUGAAUGUCUCGGUCGAUAUCCAUAGUCUGUAGAAAUUUAUUGAGUGCAACUCCAUUGAGACUCAGCCGUGACUAACCUCUGGAUUUACUCAACGAUGCCACAAGACAUUCUGUCAACUGUUUUCAUUCAAAUUAUUCAGCUUACAAAUGUUGCACGGCUGGCUCACAGCAAAGCACAAACAAAUUGGACCACCACAAGAGAUGAGAGCAGGGAAAUGAUGGCUCUUUGGCCAGAUGUUGUAAGAGAUCUUACAGAGGCUGGUCGACACCUUGAGGUUCCUGAAGCCACAAGAUGGAUUGCUAAAGUGCUGCAGUACAACGUCCCAAAUGGUAAAAAGAAUCGAGGUCUCGCGGUCGUUGCUGCUUACAGAAUGCUCGCUCAACCAGAGGACCUUACCGAGGAUAAUUUACGACUAGCAAGAAUACUCGGGUGGUGUGCUGAAAUGGUCCAGGCUUAUUUCGUGGUGGAGGAUGAUAUAAUUGAUCGGGCAGUAACACGCAGAGGGCAAAAAUGUUGGUAUCUUUACAACGACAUUGGCUUAGCAGCGGUCAAUGAUGGAAUUAUUAUUGGCGAAUCGGUGCAUCAAUUAGUCAGAAAACAUUUCAAAGGAAAGCCAUGUUAUCUAGAUCUUAUCGAAACAUUCGCCGACAAUAAACUAAAAACGGCUAUCGGUCAAACUCUCGAUCUUUUGGCGACACAAUUUGGUCGUAAACUGAAUUUAGAUCUAUUCACAAUGGAUCGUUACAACGCAAUCGUCAAAUAUAAAACAGGAUUUUACUCUUUCGUCAUGCCGGUUACACUGGCUAUGUACUUCGCUGGUAUAACCGAUGCUGAAGUUCACCGGCAAGCCAAAACUAUCCUUUUGGAAAUGGGGAAUUUUUACCAAAUCCAAGACGAUUAUCUCGAUUGUUACGGUGAUCCAAGGGUCACCGGUAAAUCCGGAAGGGAUAUACAAGAGGGAAAAUGUUCGUGGCUCGCGGUCGUUGCUCUCCAACGAGCGACACCUGCCCAGCGUAAAAUUUUUGAAGAAUGUUACGGCGUGGACGACCCGGAGAAAGUGGCACGUAUUAAAAACUUGUACGACGAUUUAGCGCUGUCGACAACCUAUUCGAUUUACGAAGAGGAAAGUUAUAAUCUCAUGAAUACUCAUAUACAACAAAUUUCACGAGGUCUUCCUCACGAUCUCUUCUUCAAAUUUCUCUCAAAGAUUUAUCGUCGCGAUGCUUGACCGUUCAAUACGGAAGAAAAAAAAAAUACCCUCCCUCGUCAGUUAUUGAGGAGGCUAAAAGGCAUGAAGAAAUUUAUGCAAAGAUUAAAUGUAUAAUUUUUUUUAUAUACCGAUAUAUAUAAUAAUAGGUACACUUUGAUCAAUGGUUUUGUACGCAAAAAUUGUAUACAAGGGUAUCCGUGUUUAAUUUUUUCCACCCUUCGAAACAACGAGUCAAUUUUUUUUACUCAGAAAAUCAGAAUUGUAAGAUUAUUCUUUCAAUCUCCGUUAUUAUUUUCCAAAUUUCUAAAAUGGCUAUACAUCACACUUCGUAUUAUUUCGUUUCGAAUUUCGGGCCGACUUUUCUACCUCAUCGUAUUAAUAAGAACAGACAACAGAGUUUUCUAAAAAAAAAUAAUAAUGAAAUUAAUAAUAAUGUAAAUAACACAAUUAUUGUAAUAAUAUUUGAAAGCAGUCGAUAAUCGUGUCUUACAGUUUAACCCGAUGACUUGAAAUUUCCUCUAUUAUUGUUUUUUUCAACGAAGUUUGUUUGGCAAGAACUUGCAAAAAUCUUUUUUUUCCUCCAGUAGUUUUAUAUUGUAAUAAGUUAUGUAAAAACUAAUGAGACGGUACAUUUGAAUUAUUCUGGGAUUUAAUUUUCUCGAUAAAAUGUAUUUUUUAUUUUUCACUAGCUCA